This is a messenger RNA of Closterium sp. NIES-65, 1254 nucleotides long. Lineage: Eukaryota; Viridiplantae; Streptophyta; Zygnematophyceae; Desmidiales; Closteriaceae. The record is from the annotation of a GenBank genome assembly.
AUGCGUGCACAACAGAGCCAGUGUGCAUGCUGUCAUGCAUCUAAGGGCGCAGUGCUGCACGCGUUGUCCACCCUCUCGCGCGCGCUCAACCCCUCUGCGGGCGGCUGUCAGGGCGGGUGGGGGGAGCAGGAAGGCGCAGGGAGGGACAAAAGUGCAGGCGUAGCAGCAGCGGGUGGAUCAGGGCCAGGGGAAGCAAUAGUGGUGGCGGGGCGGAACGAGGGAUCGCCCGCUGCUGUGGGCGCGCUUGGGGUGGUGCUAGGGGCGGUGGAGAGGGGGGGGGAAGGGAGGAGAGGGGGAGGAGGGCGGUGCAGAGGGCGGUGUGUGACGCGCUCUCAUGCACUGAGGCGCUGCUCUCGCAUGACCAUGCUCACACCAUGCUCACACCAUGCGCACACCAUGCUCACAACGAACUCCCAUGCAGCACACCUACCUGCUGUAUCUGUCUCAACUCACUCGUUCUGCACUCUUCUCCUUCUCAAUGCCUACCCGUUCACUCCUCUGCUUCUCCAUGAUCUCACCCCUCCCUCGCCUCCCCUCACGGCAGUACCCGGGGCACGGGACCACUUGUUCCGCCUCGCAGGUCCGCCCCUCCUCGCCGCUGCCCUCCCGGUCGCGCCCUUCACCUCCGGCAGCCUCACGCGGCUGGCAGCAGCAGCCACCGCAGUGCGGGCAGCCAGUGAGGGGAACGAGGGCGUGAAGGAGGCGCUCAUGGACGUCGCGCUGCACGGCAACCUCCUCCACGCCAUCAGCGCCAUCGUGCACUCCAAACAAAGUGCUGACCGGGACAGCAGCGUCGCUGACGUGGCAGAAGCAGAGAGCGCCAUAUGUGCGUGCUGUGGGGCGGUGAGGGCGCUGGUGACGAAUGACAACGUGCGCGUGGCGGCGUCCAAGACCUUCUCCAACGCGCGCGCCAUGGCCGACGCGGGUGCCGUGGACGUGCUGCUGGGCGCCGCUGCUGCCUUCUCCUCCGACAUGGCCGUGCUGCCCGCCGUGCUGGGCGCACUCAAGGCCAUCGCCGUCAACGUGCGUGCCGUGCCCCUCACUCACUCACUUGUGCCACCCACUAUUCUUGCUCGCGAGGACAUCUGUCGCAGCAUCGCCCCUCUCGGUGGGGUGCCCCUCGUGCUCGCCCACCUGCGGGCUGCCCUCGCCUCCCACUGCUCGCUCCUCGCUGCCCCCUCCGCCGCACUGCUGGCGCAGCUGGGUGCUGGCGCAGGUGGGUGCUGGCGCAGGAGGUGCUAUGGCAGUUGCUAG